This is a messenger RNA of Trichoderma harzianum CBS 226.95, 1824 nucleotides long. RefSeq lists its product as hypothetical. The coding region runs from base 1 to 1824 and encodes 607 amino acids. Gene Ontology annotation, molecular function: zinc ion binding; DNA-binding transcription factor activity, RNA polymerase II-specific. The record is from RefSeq and is a predicted model, not a curated record. Gene Ontology annotation, biological process: regulation of DNA-templated transcription. Lineage: Eukaryota; Fungi; Ascomycota; Sordariomycetes; Hypocreales; Hypocreaceae. The transcript has 6 exons.
AUGGAUACAAAUAGUAGUAAGAAGAGAAAACGCCCUAAAGACGUUCCUUCGCAUACAAGGAUCCUGGCCGCCUGUGACGCAUGCCGCGUUAGCAAGACACGGUGCGACUCUGCUCGCCCGACGUGCGCAAAAUGCGCCGAGCGCGGCGUGGGCUGCCAUUAUCCUGAUAAAGAUCCAUUCUCAAUAUUCGAAACCUGGGGCAAGAAAAUUUUGACGGCCGUUGAAGAGCAGGGGCGUCUUCUGUCCAGCCUUUCAGAGGGUGGGAUUAGGAAUGGCCUCCAGCCGCGGCCCGACCAGCUGAAUCGCCUGCUGGACAUGGACGGAGACAAUCUCGAGACCAUGUCGCGAAAGGACACUCCUUGGACGCCAAUCACGGGCUCUGACAUGAUCCUGGGCUGGUCUGUCUUCCCGCAGGAGCGGCCGGUCAGCACGUUUCCCUCGUCAGAGUACGCCGAGAAGCCGAAGCCAUCCGACCUUGAAGUGUCAAACCCGUCACCAGAACGCAUGUUUGAGCUGCGGGACAUUUACAUGAGCAAGAUCCAGGGAAAGAAUCCCAUCGUCGAUGCUGACCAACUUGACGCUCACAUUGCAUACGUCCUGGAAAACGGCUUUGGUUGGUCGGCCACCUCAUGUCUUGUGCUCUUGGUGUUUGCGCUGGCCGCCGUCUGGGGCAACUAUCCCGAUGAUGAGCGGCGAAAUAUAGAGUCAGACGAGGAGCUGGAUCUCUAUCCCAGGCAGCGUGUCACCAUGGCCGUGCCUGAUCAUCGCAUGAGAGAGUCUCUGAUGUAUAUUGCCAUGGCACAGAAGCGAAUGUCUACGGCGUACCUGGACGAUUCGUUGCUCGGCGUCGUGUGUUUUUGUCUCUUUGGAAUGUGGUAUCAGUAUAACAUUGAACCAAUACCUGGGUGGAAAAUGUUUCGAACAGCGUCAAUGAUGUGGGAAGCAUACAACUUGAAGCAUUCCGAUGGCAAGACGCAGCGGCCGAAGCAGGAAGAGAGUCUUGAACAACGACUCUACUGGACGUGUCUCAAAUCCGAAUGUGAAGUACGGCACGAACUCAAUGGCCUCCCCUCGUGCACAUUACAAGAAUCAUCAUUCCCCUACGCCCUCCCUACGUUUCCCACAAUUGAGAGCUUCGGCCAAAGCCCCGUGGACAGCACCCGUCACGAGCAGUCCACCACUCUGUCCUACUACUACUACCUCGCCGAGAUAUCUCUCCGCCGCCUGCUCAACCGCACCCGCAGCGCCGCCACCGUACUAUCACCAAACAUCGACUCCCUUACCGCCUCCCAGCUCGCAGACACACUACAGAAACUUGAGGGCCAGCUACAGCAAUGGCUCGACUGUCUCCCUCCAGCUUUACGCUUCCACAUCCCGCCCGACUCACGACCAUCGCCCGACGAGCCCGAACUCGUCAAGCUCAUGCGCGAGCGGUACGCCGAGGUCCGCGAGCUCCUCUGUCGGGCUUACCUGUACAUGUGUCUCCACGGCGGCAUGCGUCUAACACGCUCACAAGUCGAAACCUUUGGUGCUCACGCUUCUCUAGGGUUAAGGCUGAGCAUCUAUCGGAUCCAGACGGAAAACGCCUUCUUCCGGCACCCCGGAUCGUGGGGAGCCUGCCGCGUGCGCUUCAACCACGCGCUGUGCCUGAUUGCGGCAUUUCGGGGCAAGCAGGCUGGGGUGGAGUCGGCGGCGCAUGUUGUCGUGCCACCGCUGUGGCGAGAAUGCGUGGGCAUGGUUCAGGAGAGGCUGGAGACAUGGGGGGAUCAGGGAGGGGGGAUAAGGGAGAUGGCUGUGUUGUUGGAUUGGCUGCUGAAGCAGUGA